This is a messenger RNA of Erigeron canadensis, 2712 nucleotides long. Its product is annotated as mucin-5AC-like. Gene Ontology annotation, cellular component: cortical microtubule. The coding region runs from base 131 to 1966 and encodes 611 amino acids. The transcript is spliced from 5 exons. The record is from RefSeq and is a predicted model, not a curated record. NCBI's taxonomy places the organism in Eukaryota, Viridiplantae, Streptophyta, Magnoliopsida, Asterales, Asteraceae. Gene Ontology annotation, biological process: cortical microtubule organization.
CAUUUGAGCUAGAUCUGCAGCUAAAGAUUUAAACUUUUUUCAAGUUUAGGCGCGUGGGUGGGUUUGGUUUUUUGGAGAACACGAUGUUUUGUGUUUGUGUUUGUUAAGGUUGUUUGUAAAGAUUCAGGAAAUGAAUCGAAGUUUUCGGGCACCGGAAAAGGUAAUGCCGGGACAGAUGGCAAGAGGCCAAAUGAUGAGUUUCAAUAAUAAUAAUAACAACAAGAAAGAUAAAGCAGAAGAAGAUUUAGGGUUAUUUUUAGAAAUGAGAAAAAAGGAAAAACAAAGUGAUCUUUUUAACCAUACCUCUGAUGAAGAUGAUUCCCUUAUUGGAUCGAUCGAAGGAAGUUCUCAGAUGUUCAGUAUGCCUCCAGCAACGGGUGCUAGAAAGACUGGUGCUGAUGAGUUCCUCAACUCUGAAAACGAUAAGAACGAUUAUGACUGGCUUUUGACGCCCCCUGGUACACCUCUGUUCCCAUCACUAGAAAUGGAAUCACAGAAGACCGUCAUGGGUCAACAUGGAACACCUAAAGCUCGUCCCACUGCACUAAAAUCUCGAUUAUCAAACACCAACCCAGAGGCUACUGGAAGGAAUAACUUUGCAACUAGGCAGCAAGGGUCAUCUCCUGGAUUGAAUAUGUCAAGUGGUGGACUUCGCAGGCCAGGAGGUUCGAGGCCCACCACUCCAACCGGAAGACCUGCUACUCCAACUGGAAGGCCCACAUUGGGCUCGUCUACUAGAUCCAAUUCUUUAACCAGAACGACUUCUAACAUAACAUCUAGAUCCACUUCAAGUACAACGUCUAGACCCACUCCAAGCGCAACGUCUAGACCUACUUCAAGCGCGACAUCUAGACCCACUUCAAGCGCGACGUCUAGACCCAUUUCAAGCGCAACGUCUAGACCCACUUCAACUGCAACAUCUAGGCCAUCUUCAACUACAACAUCUAGACCUACUAGGUCUUCAACACCUACUUCUCGCCCCACUAUGGGUUCAACCAAGCCCAUUGUGCCAGCUAGAUCUUCUACUCCUACACCACGGUCUACAGCAAGAUCCUCGACUCCCACAAGCAGACCAUCUUUACCUGCAACCAAACCUGUAUCACGGGCGCCAACACCAACCCGUAGGCAACCCACACUGACAACUGUAACAAGAACAUCCACCCUGCCACUUAAAUCUCCUCCUACAGUCACAAAACCGGUACCAAGUACAACAAGAAGUGCACCAGCACCACGGGCUAGUUCUCCGAGUGUAAGACCAAGACCAUGGAAUCCUCAAGAGAUGCCCGGUUACUCCCUUGAUGCACCGCCAAAUUUACGAACCUCACUUGCUGAUAGACCCACUUCAGCUACAAGGGGAAGACCUGGUGCCCCUAGUAGCCGGUCUUCAUCUGUUGAGCCUGUGGCUAAUGGAAGGGUAAGAAGGCAAUCUUGUUCACCUUCAAGAGGACGACUUCCGAAUGGUAUGAGUCAUAUCAGUGGAAGUUCUGUGCCAAUUCCUGCACUGAAUCGUGCUUAUGCUAAGGCUAAUGACAAUCUGAGCCCUGGUUUGUAUGGCACAAAGAUGGUUGAAAGGGUUAUAAACAUGCGGAAAUUGGUUCCACCAAAGCAAGACGAUAAGCAUUCACCUCAUAGUAACUUAUCUGCAAAGUCAUCUCCUGAUAGCUCUGGUUUUGGCAGAUCACUUUCAAAGAAAUCCUUGGAUAUGGCUAUACGACAUAUGGAUAUAAGGCGGACAGUGCCUGGUAACUUGAGGCCAUUGAUGACUAAUAUUCCAGCAUCAUCGAUGUACAGUGUAAGGCCUGGUCCCACAAGAAGUCGAACAAUUAGUGUUUCAGAUUCACCUCUUGCAACAAGCAGCAAUGCAAGCUCGGAAAUGAGUGUGAAUAACAACGGUCUGUGCUUGGAUGGAAACAUUGAUGAUGAAAUUAGCAGUGAGAGGGGUGUCAUUAACAUCCGUGGAAGGUAACUUAUGAGAUGAAUGCAUAACUGUGAUAUCUGAGUUUUCUUAAUUUGUAUGUUAAUUUGUCCAAAUCGCUUAACCCAUGAAUGAUAUGGCAUCAUCUAAUCUAGUUAUUAGUUUGAAAAGGGUGCAUUUGACUUGAUUCAAAAUCUGGCUUGAGAAAAUCGGUUCAAUUAUCUCAACUUGCUUAAAGACCUUGUCUUUUCUUAGUUUCUUGGUUGAUAUGGUUUGUAUCAUUGUAUCACGCACAUAAACAAGAGCUUGAGCCUAGUAGAAAUCCUCUCUUUCCAUAGGUGUUAGUUCCAAGUGUUUGUGUAAACCAAGUGUGAGAGCAUUGAAGUUACAAGUUUGAUAUGUUGAGAGAUGACUUAGAAGUUGGGUUUGCUUAACUGAUUGAAGCAUUAUUGAUUAAAUUAUAAGCGUCGCAUCAUUAGGUACCCCCGGGUAUGGGGGUACGUUUUAUUGAGGCACCGAGUCAAAUAGAGACUAUGAAUCGCAAGAAAGCAACAUGUUUAUAACAGUUCUUCCAGAAAAAUAGAAGUAGUUAUGAAUUUGUACAUUGGAUCUAUGUUUUUUAGAAUUUCUGGUUCUGCCAAUGUGCAAUCAGAAAUUUGAAAGCACUUAAUGUGGAAAGGAUGGUGUUAUGUUGAUGUUGUAGAUUGUCUUGUUUGUUGGAGUCAUAUGAGUGUGACCAUGACAAGGGGAAAUCUUGUGAUCUCUCAUUUGUUGACUGAAUGAUAUAUUGUUUAUCA